Molecule: messenger RNA, 12454 nt
Organism: Egretta garzetta (little egret)
Lineage: Eukaryota; Metazoa; Chordata; Aves; Pelecaniformes; Ardeidae
Gene: QKI
Product: QKI, KH domain containing RNA binding
Biological process (GO): regulation of mRNA splicing, via spliceosome
Cellular component (GO): nucleus
Molecular function (GO): mRNA binding
Source: RefSeq, a predicted model, not a curated record
AAAAGUGUAUGCUGGGAACUUCAUGCCUCCCGUAUGUCUUCCCACUACAGUAGCAGACCCACUGUGUUAAAAACAAGGCGAUACGCUUGUUCUCAGUAUUUUAAAUUCGCUUUUAUGCUUUGAGUCCACAGGUUGCUUUUCUUGUUAAAAGCAUUUCCUUUCUUACCACCUUAAACCUAGGCUUUCUGGAUACUUUGAGAGACCUGUUUGUUUAAUCAUAUUUGGUAGCUUUGUAGAAUAUAAUAAAACCAUAAAUUAUUUAUACAGUUUCAAGUUGUUGGGAUUCUUAGCAUGAUAUACUGAAUUUUGAGAUUUCGAGUUAGGAUUCUUGUUUGCGGAUGUAUUCCUCCUCUCUAAAAGAAGUUUGGGAAGUUGUUGACCUCAGAAGAUGAAAGAGCUGGUUAUAGUUGGUAGAAUAACUCCCCGCCCUCUCCCGAGACUGUAAAAAUGAGAUAGUGACUGUAGUACAACAAAAAAUAGCAUAUCGAGAAAAUGCUACCUUCUGAAAUAAAUGAUAGAGGAGUAAAAAAAAAAAAACCAACCUCACCCCAGUGAAGAAUACUGAAAGAUGGACUGUGGGAAGUGAGAUGAACGAUUCUAUUUUUAUUUUCAAGACUUUUGGUGAAGUUCGAAUUUAUAUUGGAGCAAAUACGGAUGUGAAAAGUAAAACACAUGUUCUUGGUCACCACAGCAAACAACCUCUUCAGGAUAGUUAGAUUUACAAUAAACAUCAAGAAGAAACUUGACUGAGAAGAUGCCUUUUUAGCACAAAUGACCGUCCCAGAGGCUUGAUGUCGGAUUUUGAAAUUCCUGAAUCUCUUCAACUUAAUGUAUUUGGCCAGAGGAGGCCCAAAACUUUUGGGUUUUUGGUCAGAGAACAAAAGAAAGAAAAAUAUUUCCCCACUGAAAGAGGAAUGUCUGAAAUCCUUACAUCUUUUGAUACAUUUUUUAAUAUGGAAAGCUCUGGAAAUCUAUUUUGCGAAGUACUGGAGUUCCAAAAUGAGGGUUGAGGAGAACUCAACAAAAAGUUCUCUGACCUGGUGGGGGAAAUUAGCAGAGUACGGAAAGACAUGUAUAACGACACAUUAAAUGGUAGUACGGAGAAGAGAAGUGCAGAAUUACCAGAUGCUGUGGGACCUAUUGUACAGUUACAAGAGAAACUAUAUGUGCCUGUAAAAGAAUAUCCAGAUUUUAACUUUGUUGGAAGAAUCCUUGGGCCCAGAGGACUAACAGCUAAACAGCUUGAGGCAGAAACAGGAUGCAAGAUAAUGGUCCGAGGGAAGGGCUCAAUGAGGGACAAAAAGAAGGUCUCCUUUAAGAGCAGAGACAACCAUGAUCCAGCUGUUUUGGAGGUAGAGGAAGAACAGAACCGAGGCAAGCCCAACUGGGAACAUCUGAAUGAAGAUUUACAUGUACUUAUCACUGUGGAGGAUGCUCAGAACAGAGCAGAAAUAAAACUGAAGAGAGCUGUUGAAGAAGUAAAAAAGUUACUGAUACCUGCAGCAGAAGGAGAAGACAGCCUUAAAAAGAUGCAGCUGAUGGAGCUUGCAAUUCUGAAUGGCACCUACAGAGAUGCCAACAUCAAAUCACCAGCCCUUGCCUUUUCUCUUGCAGCAACAGCCCAGGCUCCAAGGAUUAUUACUGGGCCUGCGCCUGUUCUCCCACCAGCUGCCCUGCGUACUCCUACGCCAGCUGGCCCUACCAUAAUGCCUUUGAUCAGACAAAUACAAACCGCUGUCAUGCCAAAUGGAACUCCUCAUCCCACCGCUGCAAUAGUUCCACCUGGACCCGAAGCUGGUUUAAUUUAAACACAAUAUGAAUAUCCCUACACGCUGGCACCAGCUACAUCAAUCCUUGAGUAUCCUAUUGAACCUAGUGGUGUAUUAGGUGCGGUGGCUACUAAAGUUCGAAGGCACGAUAUGCGUGUCCAUCCUUACCAAAGGAUUGUGACCGCAGACCGAGCCGCCACCGGCAACUAACCUAUGACCUUCUGACCUCUGAACUCUUCACCCAAUGAUGACCUGACCAUGCCUGCCUGCUGAUCAGUUAACUGGUAAACGCCUUUGCUUGCCUGUCUUCAGUGCAGCGAGCUGGGGCACUUGUCCGUUCGUCUUACCAUCUAACAAAACAGACAGAGAAAUUGUUGUCCUCCAACUCCGCUUUUUGUUGUUCUCCUGUUUGGGUGAAAGUGGUUCUAGAACCUGCACUGAAUAGUAGUAAAGCAAUAAGGUCCAACUCAUCCCUCCGCACUGAUCAUCCUCUAGUGUCCCGCCCCAAGCGAACGGUAAGGAGGCCUCGCACGAGAUGGAGACAGAUGUCCCUUAACUACCCGAUGACAGAGGCAGUUACUGUGAGAGACUUCUAGGAAUAUUUUUCUUCUCAAAAAAAAAAAAAAAAAAAAAAAAAAAAGAAAAAAAAAAGAAGUCAAAGCUCUCUCUGAAUGUACUGUGUGAUGAUGCAUCAUGCAUGAACCUUUGGUCAGGGAUGUCAUUGGGGAAGGGAUUCCAAAAAGUAUUCAAAAUUUGAUACGCUGUUUAGUCACUACCGGUGCCCUCAAAGGGCAGACAUUGCAGCCUUUUUUCUAUUGCCUGCCAAAUUGGACGUUUUAAAGGAAAGUGUGCCAUGAAAUGCAGAUUACGAUGACUUUUCAGAACUACGUUAAUGCAGAGAACAAAACAGCAACACUAUUAAAGCAAAAUCUGAGUUUAAAUUAUUUUAACCAUAUUUUAAUCUCCUCAGAAGAUUACAUGAGAACAAGGUACAUGCAUUAUGUGUCACAUUACUGGGCAAACUGUUCAAAUAUUUUUUUUAAACCUCCCUGUAUAGAAAAAAUUUCAUUAAGGAUGUAAAAGCCAUGCUUGCCUAUUUGCUGUAUACAUGUAAUGAAAUUGUAGAUAAAGUGUAGUGCAUUGAAACAAAAUGAACAAAAAAGUAGAUACUUUUACUAUACAAGGGUGCUGGUGCAGAAAAAAAUAUAUUUUUGGAAAUGUAGCAUUUUAUACUUUCAAGUGUUAUAAAAAAAGAAAAAAAGAACAAAGAAACCCUUUAUUUCAUUAAAUGAUUUUUUCUGGUGGUUGUCAAGAAACAAAAGACCAAAAGAGCCUUUUAGUCUUUCUUUUUUAUUUUUUAAGUAUUGGAAUAAGUCUAAAGAAAAGGAAGUGCCUUAUUUUCUUCAUGGUCAUUUAGUCAAAUGUCUUGUAUAAUCAGCUUCUCCCUCAGACAAGUUACUGCAUGCCACUCAGUCGCCCAGUAUGUGAAAGAAGCUGUGAGGAAAGACAAAUGAUGAGUUGACCAUAUUAAUUACCUGAUUUUUGCCAUACUAGCGUGAUGUGACUUUGCCAAAAUCUCACUACGUAAAAUAUUUGCUAAGUUUUUGUCAAACCAGCCCAUCGUUAUUUCAACCACUCUACUUUUUGAAUCAUAGCAAACGCCGUACUUGUGCAAUGUAAACCAAAGGGUUCUGUGAUACAGACUGCCUCAUGCUAAAUGAGACUAUUAGCUGACAAAUGUUUGUAGAGCUGGAAGUAUGUCAUUUGUGUUCAGGGAUGGAGAGGAGUUUUCUUGAUUUUUGGUUGGAAUAAAUAUGCGUCAAAUACAGUAGGCUUCGGCGUCACCCAGAAAACUGAUGUUCUGUGGAUAAUGAAAUUGAAAGUGCUUAGCUAGCUUUCAGUUACAGUCUGAGCCUGUCCCCGGUUUUCGCAAGCAGCUCCUGCAGUGGCAAACAGCAUGCAAGUUAUUUAUUUUUCAGCCCUUCUUCAACUGCUGUUAGAUCUGUCCGCUGGCUUUUCUUCGUAAGAUAAGCAGGAGAGGGACAUCAGCUAGUUGUUUGAAGUCCAGCUAUACUUUAUUUUUGACCUUCAUUUCCACAUGAGAUUCAUACAGCUGGGCAAUUGCAAGAGCUGAAGCUGUUGAACGCACAGUAUUUGAUUCUGAAAACAUUAAGUAUUACUUCGCGUGGGGCUCAGUACUAAACUUGGCAAAUAUCAGGUGAUAACUUUAUUCCCCUCUUGUCAACUUAUUCUCCUCCUGCAAAUCUUCACAGCUUCCAAAUGAAAGGUCAAUAGUAAGCUAAGAGGGCUUACAUUUUUAAGCACCUGCAUGGUGACCUCAUCUAACAUCUUGUCUCACCUGGAAAUAAUUAUCAGUUUAUUUACUAUGCAAUAGACAUUCAUCCUUUCGUAUUGAGCUAGCUUUUUGUUUAUUGUGCCACCGGCUUUGUCUUCCUGUUACACAUACAGUUGUGUUGAUUUUACUUACAGUAUAUGCUGUGCCAUUUUGAUUUUAUUUUGGUUGGUUGGUUGAAUAAACUUGCGACACUCGAACAUUUGAAGAGAGAUUUGCUAAAACAAUACCAGUAUUUGAUCCAGUUUCAUCUCAACUAUGAUAAAACCUGGACAUUUUAGAUGUUUAUCAAAGGUCUUUUACUGGGGGGGAGGGGAAGUGUAUGAAAUAGAUGUGUGACAUGUGAAAGUAAUGUUUGCUCUGAACAAACUUCUGAAAACUUAGUUGACAAAAUUUUGGAUCAACUUAAAAAAAAAAAAGCAUGACUUUUGAAAUCUCUGAAUGCCUUGGUUCUCAGUAUUAUCAUUCUUUAAUGACUUUUUCUUUAUUAAAAUAAGUAGUUUUAAGACUUCUUUCUGACAGUAUUAUGUAAUUUUUUUAGAGUGGGUAGAUGGGAGUGUCGCUUGUAUGUAACCGUACAGAUGACAUGUAUUUGUCUAUUCUUUAUUAUCUUAGUAGUUUCAUGCUAUGUAUGUACCAUAACCAACCUAUUGCCUAUGAGAAACAUGUAAGAUAAUGUAUUUACAGCCAUUGUUACAAGUUUAUAAUGUAUUUUUCUAUCUUGUUUUAUAUGUAUGUUAUAUAACAUUCAAAAGAAUUUUUUUCCUGAUUGAGAAAAAAGGAUACAAAAUGCAAAACCCACAAUUUUGAUAACUGAAAAAUUGCCAAUUGUUUUGCAGUACUUUAUUAUAUCGGGAGUGUUGUCUUUCUUGGGCUUUUAGUUAGCUACUGGAUGAAUACAUUAGACAUAUUUGGGUUUUAGUUGGGUUUUUACAUAGCUUGCAUUUUAAUUCUUUGGUUCUUUGCUGUUUCUAUUAACCCAUAGCAUUAUUUUAAUAAAUGUUAUAAUACCAACCUACUAACUCUGGACUAUGUCUGUUUAUUAACCAUUACAUGUUUAAUUAAAAUAAACAAAUAAAGACGGAAGAAUGUAAAGUCUUGAGUUACUGGACUAACCCUGAAGAACGUGACCACAGAUAACACAACGUGACUUGUUUUUAUGUUGUUUGUCGGCUGACAAUUCUGCACACUACUAUUAAGUUGGCUUUGGUCAUUCUGGCCUUUUACCUUGGGGAAUAGGUGCCAGUAGAAAUGGGAACAAAGUAGCAUUUUUUGAGGCAUUCUUCUCGUAGAGUCUUGCCACUUGCCUUUCAGCAUCUGCAUUACUAAUUCCACACUUUCUUUUUCUUUCUCUAAAAUAAUUACUGUCGGCUCACAGCAAAAGAGCAAAGAUGCCAGUGUAUUGGUAAACCGUGAUGGUGUACAGAAACCAGUUUGAUUCUUUGUUGAACCAUUCGGAGGUCGCAGUUAAUCUCGUAGUAAUUUGUGAUUUGUUGUUUUUGGCACCUGGUUCACCGUUGCAUCAUGUGACAUUUCUAAGCACAAAAUACUUCUAGACAGGAUUACUGUACAUUGAAAUAACAAAAUCCAGGGGUUUUCCUUGCCAAAAGUGCCUUAUUUUCUUCAUGCCAUGCUAUUUUUAAGUAACUUUUUUUUUUUUUUCCACUUCUGCUAAAGUCUACCAGUAUUGCCUAGCUCAGGGGAGUACAAUUUCUGUAAGCCAAAGGUCGAACUGGAUCAUUUCCUAAUGACUGCAGAAAGUACAGAAAUACACCUUUCACUAAAUUACCAAGCAACUGCCAUUUCAAAUCCCAGGGCUGCCUCUAUGUGAUCCUUAUCCCCGUGGGUGACUGUAGCAACAGGAAUGCAGGGAACUGAAAUAGUGAAGAUGCUGGUUUGAAUGUACAUCUAUGCAAAUACUUUUACAGAAACGUUUUUCUCUCUUAAAGCUUCUUACGUCUGAGGCUCCUUUGCAUACCCUGGGUCGUCCUCCUAGAUUCGUAAUCCUAAGUGGAUGGUAAUUACAGCUGAUGCUGAGGGAGACCCUCGGUGUAGAUCACUCUGCAGAUAUCAACAGGUUUUGUGAAAGCCCAGUUUUUUCCUGUAGACAGUAAAAAUUCAGAUGAGGAGUCUUUGCAUCUGUUUAAAUGCCUUCUUUAAUUUAUGAUGUUACAAAACUACGUAUCUUGAAAUCCAUGCGAUAUAAAACUUUUAAUUUUAAAAGGUUCUCACAGUAUUGGUAGUAGUAAUUAAAAUAGAAUGCAUCUUUAUUUUACAGAGGAAAAAUAAUCUAGCUCUGAUGAAAACAUUUGUUAGGUUUUUUUAAUGGCAUUUAGCUCUUUAUUUGUUUUACAAAAAUGUAUAGGUACAACUGAAAUACCAGUGCAUUUAGAGUAGUUUCACUUGUACAGAAAUCUUUUUAGGUUAACAGGUUGUGAAUAUCUUACUAUCCUACAAGUCAGCCACAGGCAGAUGAUAAAAAAAUCAGUCCUUUGCAACCGACAGCAUCAGGACCUUUUGGCUGGAUAAUGGCAUGAGUAUCUUUUCAGAGCAAGCAAUUUAUAUUCCUAAAGAAUUUUAUCAGAGGCACACAUUUAAACUCGGUGAAGUACUCCCUCCAGUUCAGGUGAAACUAUUCAGAUGGGACAAAAGAUUAGUAUUUUAUAUUGAAGAGUACUUCUAUUCCCAGAACGACUGCUUUUCUGUAAGAUUUUUAUUAUUUUAUAUUUUUAUUAGAUAUGAACUACUGUGAUACUUUGUCCACAGUGCAUUUUCAUCUCAUUCUUCAUUAUAUGCAGUGGUGAAAGUUGCUCUAAGUUCUUAAGUACCUUAAAGCUGGAGGACAGCAAAAAAAAGGAAAACUCUAAAAUCAAAAAUUUAUACUAAUUAUUGUUGUCCGCCAAAUAUGUUUCUCAGUUUACCUAAGUGCCUGUCUAAAAAUUUAACUUUUAUACUCUGCCUGCUUAUAGGAAAGAAACAGGGUAUUUUUAGAACUGAAUUUGUUGAUGGCUUCGGUAUUGUUACAUCACUGAAGCUAGGUUGUUCUUUUUCAUUAUUCUAGGGUUAAAUUGGCCUGUCAUUUGAAAGAUCAUACAUUCAGGUCAAUUAGAGAGUUGCUGUUCCAGCCAAUAAAGGGUUUUAUCUUAGGGUAAAUAUAUAUAUAUAUUUGUUUGGGUUUGUUUUUUUUUUUUUUUUUAGUGGAUAAAAAUAUAAACUAAAACAGGAUAGAGCCUUUCAAAGUAAAAUCGGAGCAAUCCUCUUCACUUCUUAAAAGUGAACUGUUGUACCAGAGUACAACAAAUUUGGUUUCUCCGAGAGUAUUUUUUUUUUGGAGUUACGAAUCCAGAAUAUAUUUUGUAAAGAGUCUUCAGGGACAUCUCUCAAAUGUUUUUAAUGAACAUGUGUUCGCUGCAUACUGACAAUAUUUUAUUUGAACAUAUCUUUAAAAAGAAUGUGCAAAAUCUGCAUGCGAUGAAUGGUUUAUUCCCAGGUAGUACUCUUUGAGAGGGACCACUAAAAGGUUUUCUGCCCUGAAAACGUAGGGAGAUACUGAAAUGUGUUGCCAUCCAUUAAGAAAUUACUUUAACUUGAGGGAAACACGAGUGUGCGAAGCUUAAUUCUUUGUGUCUGGGUAAAAAUAGCAGUCAUCAUAAAUAGCGCAUUGUACAGAACGGAGCCUGGGUAACACGUUCCUAGGGUUGAAAGUGCAUAACUGUUACUGGAAUGUCUCUUUUGGUUUUGAUAUAUUUGAUAUAUUUUUCUAAAACACUCUUAAUGGAAUACUGUCCAAAUAACACCUGAACCAUAACAUUAACACAUGGUAAUCAAUGUUGAAUCAAACUGGUUAACAAAAAGUACAGUGCUCUUCCUUCUCUGUGCCUGCGCACUAAUUGGAGGUGGAAUGGUUCGGCGUAGGAGGUGGGUGUCGGGCACGGCAGGUUGCGGUGCUGAUUCCUUGGUGCCAGCGGUUCGGAUGUCCGCCUUUGACAACAGACUAACUGGGAGGAAUCUGACUCCCAAGGCAAAGUUUAACUGAGAUCUGCAACUCUUAGAAGAAUUAAUUGAAAAAAAAAAAAAAAAAACGAGCAGCAACGAAACAACAUAUAUCAUAUAUGCUUUGACUUGUAUUAUGGCAGUUUGUGUGAAACAUAUAAGGGUUUGUUUGUGCAAAAUAAUGUAUUCUGAGGGGAAAAACAAACAUGGACAUUGCCAAAACACAUGUAAAUAAAACACCAUUUAUGACUGUACAUUAUGUGCAAUAAAGUAACUGGAAAAAGUGCAUGUACUUUAUCCUCAAAAGCAAACUGACAGCUCUCAAAGCUGUAGCUAUAGUUUUAUUUUCUGAAAAGUUAAAUUUUAUUCUGUAUCUAAACAGCAGAAUAAAGAAUGUACAUUUUUCACACCUCAAUUUUCAUUAAUGCUUUUAGCAGUGUUAUGAAAGAUGUUAAUUGUUGAAAAGGCUUAAAUUUUCACGGUCAUCUGACUACCAGGGUAUUUUUUGCUGAACAGUUUCUUACUGCAUUUGCUGUUGUUGUCUGUAACUGUAAAUGAAGCAAGCAUGCAUUGCAUACCGUAAACAUGCAAUGCACAUUUUGAAUAUAGAUUUGUGGAUGCCCCAAUUCUAUACAUUUCACAAAGAUGACCAAGUGAUGAUGAUGAUGUACUUCUGCAAGCAUCACUGUUACAAUUGUUUGGAGCAAAUAAGGAAAGGGAGUACCACUUUGUAGCAGAGCCAGGAUACUGGUUUGGGGUGGGGGUUCUGGUUACUAUAGAAAAAAUGAAGAUGAUAAAUCUGCCACCCUACCUAGUGUGAACCUAGUGAGAAACACAUUUUGGAGAAGAAAUAGAUUAUGGCGGUUUAACAUUUUCAUUAAUAUUUAUGUGAUGAUCCCUGGUAAGAAAAUUUCUUUACCAAGGUAUUCUUUGAUAAAAAGCCCUACUUUACAUUGUUUAAAUAAAAAAUGGUUUGCCUCAGAAGUAGGUGUACAAUAGAAAAGGGUUAAAUGUGGCGUCUUUAGGAGUCUGGUAGAAUAGGGGAGGCUAAAUACCAGUGUUCGGGUACAAUUCCUCUCCUGCACUCUUCCAGGAAGGAAGAAAAAUUUGGCAUAACUAGCGUUCGAAGAUAUCUUCCACUCAACAAAGUGGUGGUUUGGUUGUACCUGAGCUAGCUUUAAACUCCUAGUUCAUCGAAUGUAGAGAUGCGGUGCAACAUGUGCCCCUCGAGGAGGUAAAGCAGCCCUCGACACCUUUGUUGUUACUCUGGAUGCCAGCGCAAGCACGCCCCUGCACUGCAGCCCUGGCUCGAAGCGUGGGCACGGCCUCACCUGCCGCGCUGUCUUUGGCUGUGCUGUGCAAACCCCCUCCUUCAUCCACCCAGACCCCUAGAAAGCAGAAUGGUGAUCAUCUUCCUUGUCUCCUGCACCAAGUCAGUAAUAUCUAUGAUCACGUUCACGCUAGGAAUUGCAUUUAUUGGUCUACAAAUUAAAGUUAGAUGUGGAAUUUAAUGACUGGAAAAUUUCUAUCAACGACUUUACUACUGUUCUACCAAUGCUUUCUGCAAAAGCGUUUUGGUACGUUUAUGGCCUAACAUUACUAGAUGUCUCCUGAACACUUUUACUACAGUUACUGUACUUCCCUUGAGAAAAUACAAACUUAACCAUUAUCUCUGUCAAAAUAACGAGAGGCAUUCAUACCAAAGAGUGCAAAAUGCAGCAUCUGAAAUUAAUGUCUUUGGCAUUCAGGUCUGCCAGCAAAAGUAGAAAGAGAUAUUAUACAACUGUUUUCUCAAUAUCCAUAUCAAGUUCUCAAACAGUUAAAAAUAGACAACUGACAGCCAGUUCCUCUUGAGUUGAGCUCUUCUAAAAAUUAUUAACCACAGAUAACCAGUAACUCCCCAAACGAUACGUUUUAAAGUUUUUAUUACAAAACAGCAUAGCAUAUAUUUGCCUUUUCUAAUUUCUGUCACUGCAUUUUCAAAGUGUUUUCAUCUUCAGCAACAAACAAGGUUGGCUACUUUGAAUAGUAAACUGAACAAUCUCAGAGGUGAGCUUCAAGGAAAAACCACCAAAUAAUGGCACGCCUCACAACACUGCAUCGUUUCAGCAGCUCAUCAGUAAAUAAAGGUGCUUUCUCUAAAUUUUACCUAUUCGUAAACCCCUUAUGCAGACAAGAGGCUAAACAGAGAAAUGGCUUUUGUUAGCGGGACCUUUUCAGAAUGAAUUCUGUCGAUUUUGAGUUCACUGGGGGUGGCCUUUCUGAAACAGGUCGUACUGCCACUGCCUGGAGCUAGGAAGACCCCAGGUCCUCUUGCCGUAGGUCGGUCAUUCAGCAAGCGGUUGUCUCGGUGUUACUUCUGGUCUGCUUUCAUAGUCUCUUAAAUUAUGAAGAUGAAGCCUCAGCUUUUGUAUCCAGAUGGGUUUGUAUCAUGAGAGAUGUAUCAGUCUCUACCUUGGAGGGCAGUGUUUUAAAGGGGCAUCUUUUUAACUGAAGUUACUACAGUAAAAAGGCAAGUUGUGUGAGCAAGAGUAUUACGGGAAAUGUUACCAUACAAUAAAGAUACUAGCAUCCCUGUUUCGGAGUCGCGCUGGUUUGUGUGCAUUAGAAAUGCACAAUGUAAUAAUAGUGUAAUAUUCCCUUCUUGUUGUGUACAUCUUUCCAACUAUGAUUUCCAGAUUCUGUUGUUUUGAUAAUUUAUAACAGUGGACAAGGUGGUUUUCAUGGGACUCAGAAUGUACCUUUUACAGAUCAGAGAUAGUGAAAUGACAAGAUACUGCAAAUCACUCCUACGUAUAGCCUUUCCACGGAGCACAGCCUUUUUCAAAGGAAGGUUUUAAGGUCUUGGCCUCAGAUAUUAGGUAAUAUAUGGUAAAAUUGUGAUGCAGGAAGCAUAGUUUAUUUGUUAGCCUACCUGUUAAUCUCCAAAAGUUUAAACAUCUGUUACCAGUUCUAAGAUGUUACUGCAUGUUGACUGUCACGGCAAAAUCCAUAUCUCAUUUUUAACAUGGGCACAAUCUAGAGACCUUCACAUCCAUACUACGCUAGUAAGUCUCUCGAUCAUUUAAUGGUAAAUCCAGUACUGCAGAGGGGACCACAGGGCCAUGACUUGCAUGCUCUUGUGUGACUUUUCCCAUAUAACCUUAGUGAUGAGACAAUUUUGAUUCUUUCCCUGAAAGGCAACGGAUGAAGCAGAUCUUCAGCUUUGUUUCCGAGAGAAAAUAGGAAAUGUGUACCUAUCUGGACUGAAAGAAGAUAAAGAAUAACAAUAAUGUCAGAGCUUUGAAUCCUGUCCUGAACAGAUUAAUAGAAUUACUUUGGACUUUGUAUGAGCCAGGAGGAGGAGGAGACAAACCUAGACAAGAGCAGCAUUGUCAAGAAGCCCAUGCUGUGUUGUCAAGAAGUUCAUCAGAGACUGUAGGCUGGAAUUUUAAGUGAAGAAAAUGGAAAUCAUCUCAGUCCUUGAAGAGCUGGUUUGCCGUAUCUCUCUGUUAUCUUAAGGAAACUUGCUAAUUUCUCUAUUGGAAAUCUUUUCCUUCUUCAGCCUAGUUUGAAUUUCAUGUUCUUUUGUUCUAAGGUUCUGCCCUGCCCCCUUCUGCGCCACCUUACAUUUCAUAGACAAAUCCUCCCUUCAUUAGGAUGGCCAGGUGGUGCAGUUCUUCCUUGGUAUAGAAAGACUGCAAGAAAGUGUUCAGGUCUAAAUCAGGAUAUGCAAGUACAAGAUUAUUUAGAAAGCCUGUUUUAAAUAUAUGUGACUUGGUCCAAGCAGGUGGGAAUGUGACCACGGCACAAAUCUGACUGUGUUUGAGAUGUUUCUUUUAUUGCUGAUGAUUUGUGCAAUUUUGGGCAAGACCCUUGCAGCCAAAUCCACAAAAACACAGCACUGGAAGUGGGAAUUAGACCUUAUUCGAGUGUCAUGAUAUGGAGUGUUAUUACCUAGCUUUUCAACAGAAAAUUCCUUUUGUGUUAUUCCGUAAGAGAAAACACCAUCAACUUACCUUCUUUUGUCCGCUUUUAGCAGCAACAUCAACAAAAAAGAAAACCCUGGGUACCCAGAGACAACAUACCUGCUCUCGUGUGGAGGGGGAAGUGCUGGUCAAUAAAUCCCUGGCUUUCAGCUGCACCCACAGUAACUACCUUAGCAGCUCAGCUGCUUGAGUAUGUCUCUCUCCCCGUUUUCACGUGCACAGCCUAUAUGGUCGUAACCUGGCCAUUUGUGUCCCCCAGCUACCCAUAAAGAAGCUCAGUACUGUUUCACUCAAGUCCUUUUGUUGCUCUUGUUCUGAAUCUUUGUACCUCAGUUCCUCACCAGUGAAAUGAGGUUAAUAGGAGUAGCCCA